Molecule: messenger RNA, 1168 nt
Organism: Solanum pennellii
Lineage: Eukaryota; Viridiplantae; Streptophyta; Magnoliopsida; Solanales; Solanaceae
Product: agamous-like MADS-box protein AGL104
Exons: 10
Coding region: 1-1005 (334 amino acids)
Biological process (GO): positive regulation of transcription by RNA polymerase II
Molecular function (GO): DNA-binding transcription factor activity, RNA polymerase II-specific; protein dimerization activity; RNA polymerase II cis-regulatory region sequence-specific DNA binding
Source: RefSeq, a predicted model, not a curated record
AUGGGGAGAGUAAAGCUUCAAAUCAAGAAAAUAGAGAAUACAACAAAUAGGCAAGUCACUUUCUCCAAAAGAAGAAAUGGUCUUAUCAAGAAAGCUUAUGAACUUUCUGUACUUUGUGAUGUUGAUGUUGCUCUCAUCAUGUUCUCUCCUUCUGGUAGAGUUAGUACUUUCUCUGGAAAUAAAAGCAUUGAAGAUAUUAUGGCACGUUAUGUGAAUCUUCCGGAGCAUGAUCGAGGAAGGCUACAUAACCAAGAGCAUCUCCAAAGGGCUAUUGCUAAGCUAAAAUGUGAAGCAGAUCGAACUUAUCAAGCACCAAGUAGCCCAUCAAGUGUUGAUUCCCACAUAGAGGAAUUUCAACAAGAAAUUAUUAGAUACAAAACUCAAGUAGAAGACAUGGAAAGGCGACUAAGAAUGUAUGAAGGUGAUUUUUGUGAAAUUACCACAGUAUGUGAGGCACAAUAUAGGGAAGAAAUACUCCAAGAGACACUAAAACAAGUUCAAGCUCGCAAACAAGUAUUGGAGGAAAAUUAUCACUCUCCACAAACACAAAACACUACACAGCCACAGAUGGAUUUUUCAGGACAAAAUGUGAACAUGGUGAAUAAUGUGGCAACAAGUGAUGCAAUUGCAAAUAGUUCAUUUAUGGAUUGGGUUCCACACUCACAAAGAGAUCCUCAUGUCCAAAUUCUCAAUUUUCUUGAUUCCAAUGGCCUUCUUCCCUUCAGAGAUGAAGCUGAUCAACACAUGUUACCACCAUCUUUAAAUCAACUUCACGGUGUGAAUGUCCCUGCUGGAACAGAUCAUUUGAGUCCAAAUAGUCGAUUUGAUCAAAAUAAUCCGCCUCGUCCAUCAUCGUUCGAUGGCAUAAUCGAUGUCAAUAACGCUCCGUGGCCACCGUUAUAUACAACAGGGGAUGAUCCAUUUCCAGUGUCACAACCUAGAGAAAGAGCAAUUCUUGAACUCUUCUUGUCUCAACUCACUCCAGUGAACCAAGAUCACAUAUGAGGAUCAUUUUAUUGUUGUUUUAUACUUAGAAUUUGUUCCCUUUUGAUAUCGAUAAUAUUUCAAGAUACUUAGACUAGAAAGUUUAUUAGCAUUUUACGAUAUAAGUUGUUCUAAAAAUCGUGAUUUAAGUGAAACUAGUCAAUAAAUUUAGUGUUACAUUGAA